AUGGUCCCCACAGAUAACUCAGGAUUGGGCAAAUCUGCUUUGCAGAUAGAACCUGUUAUUGAGCAAGUGUUUUUUACACCUACGCCUCGGUCAAAAGCUGAUUUUGAGCAACAGAAAGUACUCACAAUAUUGGGGUUACAUGAUUUGUCAGUUGUGCAUGGACUGGCUUCCCCUGAUUGA
This is a messenger RNA of Ilex paraguariensis (yerba mate), 180 nucleotides long. The record is from the annotation of a GenBank genome assembly. Lineage: Eukaryota; Viridiplantae; Streptophyta; Magnoliopsida; Aquifoliales; Aquifoliaceae.